Chelonia mydas (Green sea turtle) is the source of this 3274-nucleotide messenger RNA. RefSeq names its product rhomboid 5 homolog 1 (gene RHBDF1). The coding region runs from base 354 to 2921 and encodes 855 amino acids. Lineage: Eukaryota; Metazoa; Chordata; Testudines; Cheloniidae. Gene Ontology annotation, cellular component: endoplasmic reticulum membrane. Gene Ontology annotation, molecular function: serine-type endopeptidase activity. The record is from RefSeq and is a predicted model, not a curated record. Gene Ontology annotation, biological process: regulation of protein secretion; regulation of epidermal growth factor receptor signaling pathway. The transcript is spliced from 18 exons.
AGCGCAGAUAGCGAGCCGCGGCCGGCGGGCGGGCGGCCACCACCCCAGCGGGAAGGGCAUGGGGCUGCGUGGCGGAGCCGCGGGCGCAGGCAGCAGUUCCUCUGCCGGGCGCCGGCUGCCGGGCGCGGCGCGGCUCGCAGCUCCCAUUUGCAUGCUCGGGCUGUGAAUGGCGUUGCCGGCCGGCCGGCCCCUGGCACGGGGGCGGAGUCUGCGCUGCCUGCUCUGGGCGAGUUUGCGAGCGGGGGCCCCUUAGCCGCACCGGGGCGGCCCGAUCGCUGGAUCUGUCGCUCGCUGCUGGGCGGGCCCCGCGCGGAGCCGAGACGGCGGCCCGGCUUGAGGACUGAGACAGGAAGAUGUCUGAAGUGCGGCGUGACAGCACGAGCAGUUUACAGCGGAAGAAGCCGCCAUGGCUCAAACUCGACAUACCGGUGCCAGUCUCUGUGGCAAUGCCUGAGGAGCCCACCUUUGUGCAGCCAUUUAAACGCCAGGCCUUCCUGAGAAGCAUCAGCAUGCCUGCUGAGAACACCCGCAUCCCCUCCCCGCCAAACGAGGUGCGGCGGCCCAUGCUACAACGACAGACCUCCAUCACCCAAACCAUCAGAAGGGGCACAGCAGAUUGGUUUGGGGUAAGCAAGGAUAGCGAUGCCACUCAGAAAUGGCAGAGAAAAAGCCUUCGCCAUUGCAGCCAGCGAUAUGGGAAGCUGAAACCUCAGGUCAUCCGGGAAAUGGACCUGCCCAGCCAGGAUAACAUCUCACUCACUAGCACAGAGACUCCUCCUCCUCUCUACGUCGGGCCUUGUCAACUUGGCAUGCAGAAGAUUGUAGACCCUUUAGCACGAGGCCGAGCAUUCCGUAUGGCUGAUGAUAAUGAUGGAUACAGCAUCCCUCACACGCCAAUCACUCCAGGUGCCACAUCACUGUGCUCCUUCACCAGCUCUCGGUCUGGGUUCAAUCGCUUACCACGACGGCGGAAACGGGAAUCAGUGGCCAAAAUGAGCUUCCGAGCAGCAGCAGCCCUGGUGAAGGGCCGCUCUGUGAAGGACAGUACCCUGAGGAGAGCUCAGCGACGCAGCUUCACCCCAGCUAGUUUCUUGGAGGAGGACACGGUGGAUUUCCCGGAUGAGUUGGACACCUCGUUUUUUGCUCGGGAAGGAGUCCUCCAUGAGGAGCUCUCUACAUACCCCGAUGAAGUGUUUGAAUCUCCAUCUGAAGCGGCGAUCAAGGAUUCUGAGGUGAAACCCCAGGAUCAGGCCGAUCUAACAGGAGGUGCCUUAGACAAAAAUGAACUUGAAAGAAGCCACCUGAUGCUUCCCCUGGAGCGAGGCUGGAGAAAACAGAAGGAAGGGACCCUGCCCCAGCCCAAGGUUCGCUUACGGCAGGAAGUGGUGAGCAUGAGCCCUCAGCGACGCGGCCAGCGCAUCGCCGUCCCAGUCAGAAAGCUCUUUGCCAAGGAGAAGAGGCCAUACGGACUGGGCAUGGUGGGCAGGCUGACCAACCGCACCUACCGCAAGCGCAUAGACAGCUACGUGAAACGGCAGAUCGAGGACAUGGACGACCACAGGCCUUUCUUCACCUACUGGGUCACCUUUGUGCAUUCGCUCAUCACAAUCCUUGCUGUGUGUAUCUAUGGCAUUGCCCCCGUGGGGUUUUCUCAACACGAAACUGUAGAUUCAGUCCUGAUGAACAGGGGGAUUUAUGAAAACGUCAAAUAUGUUCAACAAGAAAACUUCUGGAUUGGCCCCAGCUCGGAGGCCCUGAUCCACUUGGGGGCGAAGUUCUCACCAUGUAUGAGGCAGGACCAGCAAGUGCAUAACUUCAUCAGUGCUACGCGAGAGAAGGAGAAGCACUCGGCCUGCUGUGUGCGCAAUGACAAGUCGGGCUGUGUGCAGACCUCGGAGGAGGAAUGCUCUUCCACCCUGGCCGUGUGGGUGAAAUGGCCCCACCACCCCAGCACGCCAACACUGGCAGGAGGCAAGAGACAGUUUGGAUCUGUUUGUCACCAGGAUCCCAGGGUUUGUGAGCAGCCAGCAUCGAUGGAUCCCCAUGAAUGGCCUGAUGACAUCACCAAAUGGCCGAUCUGCACCAAAAACAGCGCUGGGAAUUAUACCAACCACCUUCAUAUGGACUGCGUGAUCACAGGCAGGCCCUGCUGUAUUGGGACCAAAGGAAGGUGUGAAAUAACAUCCCGAGAGUAUUGUGAUUUCAUGCGGGGCUAUUUCCAUGAGGAGGCAACGCUCUGCUCCCAGGUGCACUGCAUGGAUGAUGUCUGUGGCCUCCUGCCCUUCCUAAACCCAGAGAUUCCUGACCAGUUCUACCGCCUCUGGCUCUCCCUCUUCCUCCACGCUGGGAUCCUGCACUGCCUGGUUUCAGUCUGUUUCCAGAUGACCAUCCUGCGAGACCUGGAAAAGCUGGCAGGCUGGCAUCGCAUCUCCAUCAUCUACCUGCUCAGCGGCAUCACGGGGAACCUGGCCAGUGCAAUAUUCCUGCCCUACAGAGCAGAGGUGGGCCCCGCAGGAUCCCAGUUUGGAAUCCUGGCCUGUCUCUUUGUGGAACUCUUCCAGAGCUGGCAGAUCCUGGCACGGCCAUGGAGGGCCUUCUUCAAGCUGUUGGCUGUGGUGCUCUUCCUCUUUGCCUUUGGCCUCCUGCCUUGGAUUGAUAACUUUGCCCACAUUUCAGGAUUCAUCAGUGGCCUCUUCUUGUCCUUUGCCUUCCUGCCCUACAUUAGCUUUGGGAAAUUUGAUUUAUAUCGGAAGCGAUGCCAGAUUAUAGUGUUCCAGCUCAUCUUCAUUGGACUCUUCUCAGGACUCGUGAUUCUGUUCUAUUUCUAUCCGAUCAAGUGUGAAUGGUGUGAGUUCCUCACAUGUAUUCCAUUCACAGACAAGUUCUGUGAGAAAUAUGAUCUAGACGCACAGCUCCACUGAAAGGCGAAGACUGGCUUCUCAAGCAGGUCCUGGAGUUGGAUUGUCUUUGCAGCUGCUGGGCCAGUUCCACAUGGACAACACCUCCUCAUCCCGUGACACAUCUAACCCUGACCAUGGUUAAUUUAAACUGUCUUGUCAGCCCUUGGCAGACCUAUUUUGCCUUAUCUCAGAAGACUUGCACAUUUUCUGAAAACAGAACAAUUGUGCCUUGUUCAAUUUAUUGAACCUUUUCUGCUGCCAUAUUUUUAUUACACUACUUUAAUACUACAUUUUUAACCAGAUUUGUUUACUACUGCUAAGGUGGUGAUUAAAUAGAAAGGUAGCGUUUUAGCUACUGUUAACUAUUCUGCACA